GUUGACGUGGAUAUGACUUAGCUAUCACGAUAGCCAAUUUUCGCCGGUUUCAUUACUAAGUUCUAUUAGUACCUCACAUAUAUCACAUAUAAUAACCAGCCUUUGCACCCGGAACUCAUACAGCCUUAGACGUAGUUAUUAUAUAAUGCGUUUCUCCAAAGCCCUUCCCUCAUCCCCUCACUGCUACCCGAGUCCGGAUGGGGAACUCAUUGCUACCCUCUUACCAUCCAGUAUUGUUGUACGCGCCGUUAAAUCUCUAGACGUUCUACGAAGUAUUAAACUACCGCCUGACCUUAUAGGUGGUGUAACAAGCUUCCUUUGGUCACCUUCCUCUACUCGGCUUCUAGUCGCAGUAGCCGAUCAGAUACAUAUAUUUUCGGCUCGAGAAGGUAAUUUUCAUGGAAUUGCCAGGAUUCCCUCUUCAGCUGCCAAAUCUGCCUUCAUCGAUUUUGGGGUUACCGAUUAUGAGGUUUGCAUCUGGUCGCCCUAUGGCAUCAAGCUAACCAUUAUCAACUUCACAAACUCAAAGGCAGUAGAAAUUGCCAACCCGAAAUUCUACAAUGCCGCCUCUGCGACAAAAGGGUGCUCUUUUCGGGUGAACUCUCGUCACCUUGCGUUACUCACAAGGUCUUCUGGCAAGGACAUGAUUAGCAUACAUUCUCCAGGAACCAGGGACAUUGAGAGAUCCUGGUAUCCUGACACCAUUGAUGCCCAAGGAUUGACUUGGACUCCAGAUGGGAGGUGGUUGGUGGUGUGGGAAUCAUCGGCCCAAGCCCCCAGGGUCCUUUUCUACACUUCUGAUGGCCACAUUUUCAACGAUUGGAGGGGUCCCCUCCCCUACGAAUCUCAAGACAUGGGUCUCCAAUAUAGUGCAGGUGUUAAAACAGUCGCUCUGAGCCCAGAUGGUCGACGUGUCGUAAUUGGCAACGGCUCUACUUGCACGUGCAUUCUAAACACCCCAUCUAUGAUGGAGGCUAUGCGGCUCCGUCAUCCCCAGGCGGUCCAGCCCAAAGAUACAUUACAGAUCUGGCAAGAACAAAGUACCUUUUCGAGUACUGGAUCAGUCUCGUCGCCAACAUUCGUCAAGGCCACCCAGAUAGUGACUCCCGAAUGGUCUACAUUAAAUAGCCUCCAGGAGCCCGUAUCAGGCUGUAAUUUUGCCAGGUUCGACUGCUCUUCGUCCCUCCUGGUUACAAGGCUGGAAGAGGCACCAGGUACCAUCUGGAUCUGGGAUCUCCCCAGUUCCAAUCUUCGGGCGGUGCUGAUGUAUCAUGCCAAUGUAACGAAACUAGAAUGGCACCCUACGCAGCCGGAGCUUCUCCUCAUGAGGUGCGAGGGUGACAGUUAUGGCAGUCUCGUGUUCGUCUGGGAUCCAUUAAGCCACGGCCCGCGCUCAGUGGAUUUGGCACACCGACUUCCAGGUUCAGUUAAUAACUCGAAGAUGUACGCCACAUGGCUCAGAACAACAGCAGAAUCUCCUGCAUUAUUCUUCAGUGACAGCGCAACCUGCAUGAUGGUCUCUCUUGCAGAUUCCGAUGAAGAGGCACUUCCCUGGCGAGAUGCUUCUACACCCAUUAAUACCAUCAGUCAUGGGGACGACAUAGGCAUGCAGUCAUCAAUCAGGCCCGCAUCGCCUUCAGAAGAUGCUGAAGACAGCAUUUUAAUUAACAUAGACGACGAUACUAGCGAGCCAGACGACACGUUCCAGUUUAUUGCCCACUAAGCUUAGGUGCAGGGAUAUUUGAUCAUAUCUCAAAUGAAUGAGAUGUUAGAUUGGAAAACCCGAUACCGUGGAAUUAUGGCUCCUUUGCUUAAUUCCGGAGGCGAAGCUUACUUUCUAGAUGCAAGAACGGCCAUUCGAUCACGUCGAAAAUGCAGGAUAACAGGAGAGUAGAUGGAGUAACGGGGAGAUGGUGGGUAGCCAUGUAAGAUAGCUUCCCCGGUAUUCGUAUUGUUUACCCUAGUGCGCGGCCGAUCAGCUCCAAUAUGCUAAUGCAGAUUCGAUUCAACCGCAGAAUCUAGGGCGCUAAUGGGGAAAAAAGAAAAAAAAGAAAAAAGAAAAAACAUGCGGUCCAUAGGUGAUGACUAACAGACAGGUUAGGAUUCGGUAAACAGGGUUGUUUCGAAUG
This is a messenger RNA of Daldinia caldariorum, 2129 nucleotides long. RefSeq lists its product as uncharacterized. The transcript is spliced from 3 exons. Gene Ontology annotation, molecular function: protein binding. Gene Ontology annotation, biological process: protein localization to mitotic spindle pole body; microtubule anchoring at mitotic spindle pole body; mitotic sister chromatid segregation. The record is from RefSeq and is a predicted model, not a curated record. The coding region runs from base 146 to 1723 and encodes 525 amino acids. Gene Ontology annotation, cellular component: MWP complex; mitotic spindle; microtubule organizing center. Lineage: Eukaryota; Fungi; Ascomycota; Sordariomycetes; Xylariales; Hypoxylaceae.